AUGGACCUUUGGCUUAAGCCGGCUGAGGUAGCGCCUUUUGUCCCUCUUCCAACUGCACCCAGUUUGGACUCCGGCGGGGACUUCGGAUUCAACAAUGGGCUGCUAACCAUCCAACUUACUUUUGUAAAGAAUACACAGCUCCUCCAACCUGACGUCCCCCUUCUUUUCAUCCUCUACGGAAUUGGGCCUGAAGCUAGCAGUUGCAUGGGUCUUCCCUAUUAA
This is a messenger RNA of Dibothriocephalus latus, 222 nucleotides long. Lineage: Eukaryota; Metazoa; Platyhelminthes; Cestoda; Diphyllobothriidea; Diphyllobothriidae. The record is from the annotation of a GenBank genome assembly.